Papaver somniferum (opium poppy) is the source of this 1127-nucleotide messenger RNA. Its product is annotated as ubiquitin carboxyl-terminal hydrolase 13-like. The coding region runs from base 565 to 1041 and encodes 158 amino acids. NCBI's taxonomy places the organism in Eukaryota, Viridiplantae, Streptophyta, Magnoliopsida, Ranunculales, Papaveraceae. The record is from RefSeq and is a predicted model, not a curated record. The transcript is spliced from 6 exons.
UCCACCUGAUUAGUUUUGGAGUUUAGAUAUGGGAAUUAGUUUCCUGAUCAUGGUUCUUGUCUUGUUCAGUGUUCUGACUUAUGUACAACUCUACAGGAAUUAUAUCCUAUUCCUCCACCUGACAGAACACAAGAAGAUAUACCUCUUCUUCUAACUGUACGAUCCGCAAAAAGAACAACCGGCACCGCGGUAUAUGUGGGGACACGUUUUGUGAAGGGAAGUGGCAAGCCUAUGAAAUUCUUAGAAAGCUUAAUGAGAUGGAUGGAUUCUCUCCAGAUGAAGAGAUUUAACUUUUUGAGAUGGUAGGAAUUUGGCCAACUAUACUAUGAGAAGGAAAAUAAACCCAGUUGAAGAAGCUUGAGCACAUUGAUAUGCAAUAAUUGAAAACAUUGUUUAUUCUGCUGUGUUAGGUUGUAUGCUUGAAUUAUCUGGAGAAACUGAAGGAAGAUGAUUUCUCUCUAGAGCUGUAACUACUUUCAUGUUCCAAAUGUCUGUUGCUGUCUUAUUUUUUGAAUUUUUUGUUUCUUUCUUGCAGUAACUUAUGUGUCUCUUCUUCUUUUUUAAAUGUAUAAGGUAAUAACUUUUGAUAAUGUCACGGAAAGAGUUGCUCGGCAUCUUGGUUUGGAUGACCCAACCAAAAUCAAACUUACUCCUCACCGCUGUUGCUCGCAGCAACCCAUAGCUCCAGCCAUUAAGUACCAUGGUUUUGACCACUUGUCUGAGAUGUUGAUUCACCACAAUCAGAAAUCUGAUAUUUUGUAUUUCGAAGUCUUGGACAUCCCUCCACCACUGUUAGAAGGUUUAAAAACUCUGAAUGUUUCUUUUCAUCAUGCAAAAAAAGAUACUGUCAUUCACCGAAUUAGUCUUCCAAGCAAAAGUACAUUUUCAUUCUUACAGAUUCUAGAGGAGGAGAAGAACUUGGGUACUCGGGAUUGCUUGGUUUAUGUUUAUCACUUCAUAGAAGAUGCAUCUGAGACCCAAAAGUGUUCGGUAGUAAAGACUUUAGUCCCAAUGUCACUACCAAAACCUACCAUAUCUUGAUAUACGAAAACUUAGAUGCAAAGUCUAACCAUAUUCUAGAUCUUAACUGAGCUGCUAAUAACAGACUCAAUUUGUGACCUUUCCAA